GCGCACACUCCUGGAGGAAGCGGCCGAGCUUGGUGCGGCCUUGGGCUCCAGCCCGAAGGACACCCCAUCAGCAAAUAACACCACGGUGUAUUCAGGUCUCGGUGAGUUACCGAUUGGAUCUCAGCCCGCGGUUGAUCUCGAAGCUUUUAGACCCCCAGCUCCUCCUCGAUUCUCACCCGAGCACAUGGAGGAAGCCACGCACCUCGAGUUAGGAGGGUUGCGCAGGUCUGGAGGGCGGGUUAUUGCGCCGACAGUGCCGGUAGCCCCGACGCUCGAGCGGUCGAGCUCUUCGGAGGUCGCACACAGUCUCGCGUCAACGGAAUCGUCUGGCUUGUCCAGCGUUUCGAGCGUCUCAUCGGAGCCGGAAGCUUCGGAUGAGGAUCGGGGCACUCAAAUCCCCGAUCUGAUUCCAGCUGACCACCCGAUUGAGGUUAAUUCCCCGGCUGUAAUGCCGAUGGGUCCAAGCUCGAGUGACCACUCGCUUGAAGACCGUGCAUCCCACGCCUCAGAUCAUAGCGCGCACGAGGAUCGAAGCACAGGUGACACAGACCGGCAAGUCAUGAUUGACUCCGGGCCAAAGGGCAUUAAAUCCGAGGAUGCCCUUGUAAAUGGAUUUAGUGUACCUAAACGUACAGUACAUAGUCGUCCUAGAACCAGUAAUGGGAAUUUAAAUACUACUCGAAAGUAUUUUGGGGACUGGUUUGAAUUGUCAGAGUCAGACGAAGAUACGUUCGGAGACAUACCCUCGGACUGGACGCAACCCCAUGACGAGCCGUCUGAGGACACCAUUGACUUACGACCAGUGCUCUGGCGCCCUCCACAACCUCAGCGGGAGGGCGUGAAAUCUAUGGCUGUCAUUGUAGAAGUUGAGCCACAAUUCAAUGCGGACGAAUUUGAAAAUACUUCUCGAAUGUACUCACCGAGAGACAAGGGAAAGGGUGUUGACGCAAACGAGCGUAGCGCAGCAUUCCGCGAGUUCUUACGGGAUUACGAAGGCAGAAGGGACCGUCAGGCGAACCGCCCUCGGCCCAGUAGGACUUCGUCUGCGAGAAACUCACCUGCCAAUUUUUUCGGAUCGUCGUACCGCUCACGAUCACAGAUGCCGGGAGGUCGACGCUUCGGCUCAGCGUCGAUGAGAUCUGAGGGACACUCCAGCCCGCCGUCGUCAUCUAGCUCUGAGUCAUCAGACUCUGGGAAUUCCAGCAGCUCCGAGUCUGAUUCUAGCGAAUCGGAGGAUCCUGCGUCGGAUAGUUCAGAUGUUAGUUCAACAAAUAAGACAACGGCGAGGGGAUCCUCCCAUGAUAGUGAGAGCUCAGAAUCUGAGGAAUAUAGUUCAGAUAAUAGCCAGAGCAGCGUACCUGAAGAACCGCAGCGAAAGCGAGCUCAAUCGGCUAAGUCCCGUUCGAAGCGGAAGGCCAAGGAUCGGGUCAAGGCCAAGGAAGCUAAGCGAAUCAAGAGGGCGUUAUCAGGCGUUAAGAUAAAGGCUCCCUUCGUAUGGGAUGGGACACCAAACCUUGAUCGGUUUGACCAGUGGAUCUAUGAAAUAGAGAACUGGUGUGAGCUAUCUGGGCUAUCUGAUGACAGAAUCGUGAUUAAACUUAUGGUAAAUUUCAUGUCGGGGACAGCUAGCCGCUUCUUCAUGAAGCAUGUAGCUAAUCACCAGCGAGACUGGACAGUUGAGCGCAUUUUCGAAGCAUUAUUUGAUUAUUGCUUUCCGAUUGAUUAUAAGCUGAAAUUGCGAGAACGAUUGAUGGCGUCGCACCAAGGCAGCCACAACGUUCGUGACUUCGUUCGAGAUAUUCAGUCGUUAGCCUCCCGCUUUCCUGAUAUCACUGAAAGACAAAUUGUUCAGAUAUUUUGGGAAGGGGUACAUCAGUAUAUAAGGCUAAAAUGGAUCGACAAGGGGUACAGCCCAGAAGAUACCAGCUUUAAGAAGCUUGUAAAAUGGGCUAUACGAUUUGAAGCGUCCAAUGAAGCACGUCGCCGCGAAGAACGGGAGUUCCGCGGGAAACCUAAGGGCCGUGAGUGGGGCCGUUUCCAAGCACGAACCAGCGGAAACGCACCUCAUAAGCCGGCAGCGCAAGCUGAAUCAAGUAACUCGAGCAACUCGAGCAAUCGACCUUCAAGGAAUGAGAAAAAGGCAUAUAACAAUACCAACCGAGGUGACCGAAAGCCUCGCGAUCGUUCAAACAAGAUAUCGAAAGAUGAACGAGACCGUCUUCGAGCCGAAGGACGCUGCUUCUCUUGCAAGGAAGCAGGUCAUGAAAGUCGGAACUGUCCCAAACGCCACGAGGCAAAAGCGCCUAGGCUCGGAGCAGGUUCCAUCCGUUUUGCUGAGCUAGAGACCCUUGCUAAGCAGAAGCAUGAUGCGACUAUCGAG
Molecule: messenger RNA, 2380 nt
Organism: Gloeophyllum trabeum ATCC 11539
Lineage: Eukaryota; Fungi; Basidiomycota; Agaricomycetes; Gloeophyllales; Gloeophyllaceae
Exons: 1
Molecular function (GO): zinc ion binding; nucleic acid binding
Source: RefSeq, a predicted model, not a curated record